UGAUUGAAUUGGUUUUACUCCUGUGACUUGAAGACAUGAUCCUUGCAAUAAAACUGUUGCUCCUCACCUGUAUAUGGCCUACUUCUCUUUUAAUCAGUCACAGUGAUCAUCAUCAUCAUUACCACCACCACCAUCCUCAAAGGUCAUUCAUGAAAAGACAUAACAGCAAACGAGAAAUUAAGACGAGGAAAAUCGACAGCACCAAAGUACGGCCCAUGAAAUCUGAGCAGCUUCUCCGUAUAGAGGACCAUGAUUUUGCAAUGAGACCUGGCUUUGGAGGGUCACCCAUACCAGUGGGCAUUGAUGUGCAAGUGGAGAGUAUUGACAGCAUUUCAGAAGUUGACAUGGACUUCACAAUGACUUUAUACCUCAGACAUUACUGGAAAGAUGAGAGGCUGUCAUUUCCCAGUACCAGAAACAGAAGCAUGACUUUUGAUGGGAGACUAAUAAAAAAGAUCUGGGUACCCGAUAUAUUUUUUGUCCACUCCAAAAGAUCUUUCAUCCAUGACACAACUAUGGAGAAUGUUAUGUUACGUGUCUACCCAGAUGGAAAUGUGCUCUUUAGCUUACGAAUAACAGUUUCUGCCAUGUGCUUCAUGGACUUCAGUAGGUUCCCACUUGACACUCAGAACUGCUCUCUAGAACUGGAAAGCUAUGCCUACAAUGAAGAAGACUUGAUGCUGUAUUGGAAGCACGGCAAUGAAUCUCUUAGCACAGAUGAGCACAUUUCCCUUUCCCAGUUCUUCAUUGAAGAAUUCAGUGCUUCUAGUGGGCUAGCAUUCUAUAGCAGUACAGGUUGGUACAACAGACUCUUCAUAAACUUUGCCCUGAGGAGACAUAUUUUCUUUUUUGUACUACAAUCCUAUUUCCCAUCUAUGCUGAUGGUGAUGCUUUCAUGGGUCUCAUUUUGGAUCGACCGAAGAGCUGUUCCUGCAAGGGUAUCACUAGGUAUAACUACUGUGCUGACAAUGUCAACCAUAAUCACAGGAGUAAGUGCCUCAAUGCCUCAGGUGUCUUAUAUCAAAGCUGUGGAUGUAUACUUAUGGAUCAGCUUUCUCUUUGUCUUCCUGUCUGUCAUUGAAUAUGCAGCUGUAAAUUAUCUCACAACAGUGGAAGAAAGAAAACAGCUAAAAAGGAGAGGAAAGGCUGCUGGAUUGUAUAAUAUUGAUGCAGUGCAAGCAAUGGCCUUUGAUGGCUGCUAUCACGACACAGACACCACCGACAUUGACCUGACCACCUUUUCAGUCCCUUCCGAAGAAAGUUCAACACGAGGGCAAGCACCCAGCACCCCCACUCUAGAUGCAGCUCGCAUCAAGAGGAAGAGAUCAUUGAAAGGGAAUGUGGGCAGGAUUAUUUUGCAGAACAAUCAUGCCAUCGACACAUACUCCAGGGUUAUAUUUCCUACUGUAUAUAUUGUAUUCAACUUUUUUUACUGGGGUUUGUAUAUAUGAAUGAUUAUAACUGAUAUAUUUUUCAUAUGAGCACACCAGAAAUGCAUAGUAAAAUACACAUGCCAUGAUCUGUGUAAGAAGAUAUGCUUUAGAGUUUGAACAAGAGAGUCUGGUACCCAAAUAACAGGUUUUUCUCCCUGCUUGCAAAAUCUAUUAUCUGAAAUGGAAGUCCCAAUGGCUCUGAGUUUGUUAUGCACUCUGGGUUAUUAUUCCUAAAUGAUGAAAAGUGGUUUUAACCUAGUUUGUAUGACAGCAGUGUAAAAUACCUAUUUCUGCUAUGUGAUGCACAGGAUUUGUAGCUAUGCAGCUUCCCACAAUGCAGCCAUCUAGCUUACAGAACUAUUUUAAAGCUGCCAAGAGGGGAUAGAUCUACAUCAUACAACACCUAAAUCUUCCCUCCUCUUCUGACAUGGCCCACCACUCCCACCUAUCAUCCAGACUAGUGUUAUACACUCAGUGCUAGGAUCUUUCUCCAAAU
Zootoca vivipara (common lizard) is the source of this 1929-nucleotide messenger RNA. It is a transcript of the gene GABRR3, whose product is annotated as gamma-aminobutyric acid type A receptor subunit rho3. NCBI's taxonomy places the organism in Eukaryota, Metazoa, Chordata, Lepidosauria, Squamata, Lacertidae. The record is from RefSeq and is a predicted model, not a curated record. Gene Ontology annotation, molecular function: extracellular ligand-gated monoatomic ion channel activity; transmembrane signaling receptor activity. Gene Ontology annotation, cellular component: membrane. Gene Ontology annotation, biological process: monoatomic ion transmembrane transport.